Molecule: messenger RNA, 2132 nt
Organism: Oreochromis niloticus (Nile tilapia)
Lineage: Eukaryota; Metazoa; Chordata; Actinopteri; Cichliformes; Cichlidae
Exons: 5
Coding region: 115-1779 (554 amino acids)
Biological process (GO): regulation of transcription by RNA polymerase II
Cellular component (GO): nucleus; transcription regulator complex
Source: RefSeq, a predicted model, not a curated record
CUGUAGACGCGGGACCCGAGCAGCAGUGACGUGUAAGUGUGCGACUGUGAUCUUUUGUGCUGACUCCGAAGGAGCCUGCAGUUUAUUGUGAAGCAGAAAAUAUCUGCGGACACCAUGAAUGGAGCGGAUUAUCUGCAGCAGCACAGCGCCGAGAGUCUGUCCUUCGAAGAGAUGCAGCAGAUUAACCCGCUCGGAGUCCAUCAGCAGCAGAAAGACGAGGGCAGCCAAACCUCCGAAGUUCAGCAGCUGCUAGAGAUGAAAGAGGAUCACCCUGAAUGGGGCCUCGGUCUGGACCAGCAGGACCGAGAGUCUCUGCAAAUAAAGGAGGAACAGGAAGAACUCUGGACCAAUCAGGAGGGAGAGCAGCAUAAUGGAUUGAAGGUGACUGAUGUCACCACUUUCCCAUUCACUAUUGUUACUGUAAAGAGUGAAGAUGAUGAUAAAGAGAAGUCUCAGUCUUUGCAGCUUCAUCAAAGCCAAACUGAAGACAACAAUGAGAUGGAGCCUCUGACCAGCAGCCCAGCUAAACAGGUGUGCCGACAGCGCCAACAAGUCUACAGCCAAUCACCAAACAUGCUGCAAAAAAACGUGUCAAGAUUCAGCAUCCCACCAAUAGAAAGGAGGACUGCACGUAGAUCCAUGAAGGGAAGAGGGAGAUGGCAGAAGUGCCUGCCUGCCAGUUCCAGCUCGGACAUCACUCUAGCAACCUCUCAAUACCAGAAGGACUCAGAUGAAAACAGUGACCCCUCGCUGUCACUCAUUGCCAACGUGUCACAGACAAUGCUGGAGCCGGGCUCCUCAGCCAGCCUGCACGGGCGUGUUGGCCACAGAGUUGUGACCGGGGAGCCAGAGUUGGAGAUAGAAGAUGAAAAGCCAAUGGUGUCGCAUUGGCCCGGGGCCAAGAAGAGGAUCCGGAUGGAGCCAGAGGCAACUCUCUCCCCCGAACAGGAAGACCACCUUGUUGAGUGGUUUGCAGCUCACCCGUUCUUCUACGACCAGACAGCACGCGACUUCAAGGACAAGCGCAGGCGGGAGCAGCUGCUGGAUCAGAAGGCCGAGGAGCUAGGAGUUACCGGGAACUUCCUCUGGGGGUGGUUCCGCAACAUGCGGACCGUCUAUGGUAAACUAAGGAAGAAGAAGAACGAGCAGGCGACAAGACCACUGACAGCCAGGCAACGGUGGACUUCAGAUAUGUUCAAAUUCUUGGAUAAGCACAUGACCAUCCGCAGGAGCAGCCUGGGAAAGCUUCAAGGGGCACAGUCCACCAAUACCGGAGUGGAAGAGGAGGAAGAGGAAGAGGAGGAAGAAGAAGGAGAAGAAGAGCCUGCAAGGUCAUCAAGUCGUCCUGGGUCUCCAUCUCCUGUUCCCUCCAGUCAGACCCCAAAGUUAAAGGGCAAGAAGGCCAAGCUCGCCAGCCGCUGCGUCAACAAGGCAGUUCUUCAAAUUCCAAACAGCAUGUCAUCACUGCAGACAGCUAUGAGGUCCCUGCAGGUAGCUAUGGAGUCCCUGCAGGCGGCCGUUGGGGGGUUGAGCAACAACCGAGUCAUGUACUGUCAAUACCUGAGCACUGAGGUGGGCAUGCUCACAGAGGAACAGUGGUCUAUGUUUCAGCAGGAGACUAUGGGGAUGCUUAUUCGUUUCCGUACUGCCCGGCAGCAGCGGCAGCAGCCCUCAGUUCCAGUCCUCCUUCCUCCGGGCUCCAUGGAGUCGAUUCCAGGCCCCAGCAGCACUCUGCUCAGCAGUUCCUAUUUCCAGUCCCGGCCAGCACCGCCCCAGUAGCCUCUGUCCCAGCAAAUUAAUUUUUUUUUAUUGACUUUGUGAACUAUUUCACAAUUUAUUUACUGAUCAUAGUUGAGUGUUUAUGUUAAUAAACAAUCAUGUUUCACUGGUACUUACUUCUUGAUUCCUUGUAUCACAGUAGUAAAACUUGUGCCUUACAGCUGCAAGACAUUUUAAUUGGCGCAACUUUUACUUUGAAAGCGGACAGUCUCAGUUUCUUGUCGGUGUUAUGUAUAAACUUGAAUAAUAGAAAAAGCAGAUGUUUCUCAUUAUAUUGUACUUUAUACAUGGACCAUUGUGACCUUUAAAUUCUUAUAUUCUAAAUUUGAAAUUAAAAUUUCAAUUUCUUUUCA